CGGACAGACGGACGCCACUUCCCCUCCGCUUCUCUCGCCAGUCGGUCGCGCGUUACCGAGCCAAGUGGAUGAGUUCGCGAACGCGCUCCCGCUAAAAGCUGCCUGUGCUUGGCCGUAGGCGAAUUUGGUGUUUCGUUUCUUCUUUCUUCUACCGAGCAAAUAUUCUCGCGUGUCUCUGCCAUCGUUGUCGCUUCAUCACUCGUACUCUUGUGUCUGUCUAGACGCCACGCAUCGUGCUACACGCCCGCUACCGUCACUGCCGCUGCCGCCGCCACCGCGCCACCUUCUUUCGGAAUAAUAUAUCCAGUGUGUAUUUUGUGUGGAGCAGCGACGAGAGACACUCCUCUACAGGGAAAUUUUACCUCGUCGUGCCAUUUACGACGCCCUCAACUAUCGAGGUCAGUUUUAUUGGACGCACGACACCUGAUUACAGCAUCCGGAGAGCGCGAGCGAGAGGGACAGGCGAGCAGAAGGGGCUAGAGAGGCAAAAAGAGGAAAGAUGGGAGCGAGACAGAGCAGAAGGUCCGUGGAUAUAACAACGACUCCGAAGAAGGAGGGGUUGCCCGCCGACGGUGGUGUCGGGGAUGCUGCCGCACCUGGCGAUGGCAAGCUGGAGAGGAUCGAGGAGACCGACACCAAGCCUACUACCAAUGGUAUAGCGCCGCACACGGACGUUCCCGAGGAUAAGGACAAAGAUAAAGACGAUGCCACGGAAAAAGAGAAAGACAAAGAGCAGCAAGAAGAGGUAAAGGAAACGAAGCAAGAGUCGGGCGGAGAAUCUCCCGCGGAAACGGCAGAGAUCACAACGCCGACAGAAGCGUCCACUCCAAACACUGCCACUUCUCCAGACAAUAAGGAAACGAAGAAGAAGGAAAAGAUGAAGAAAAAGUGGUCCUUCAGGUCGAUCAGCUUCAGCAAGAAGGAUAAGAACAAGCCUGCCCGCGAAGAAGCGCCCAAGAAUGGAGACGUCACCAAGGAGGAACCUCUCGCAGAGGGUGGCGAGGAGCAGGAGAACGGAUCGGGCACGGCGGGUAGCCCCGUCGAGGAGAAAUCAGCAGUAAGCAGUCCGACGACGGAGAACGAGGAGGCGGCGGCGGCGGCGCCCGUAGCAGCGACAACAGCGGCGGCGGCGGCAGCGGCGGCGGCAGCAGCAGCAGCAGCAGCAGCAACAGCAGCAUCAUCACCGUCAUCGCCACAACCGCCGUCGAGCGUCGCGGAGACGAAGGAGGAGAGCAGCGGCGCGGCGUCGGCGGCCAGUAGCCCCGCCGAGGAGAAGACGACGGAGGAGGCCACCGAUCCCUCCGCCGCCCCGACUCCCGCCCCCGUCGAGGAAAAGAAAGAGGAGGUGGAAAAACUCGAGGCCGAGAAAAAAGCAGUCGAGGUCAGUCCAGCCGUCGGUGGUCAGUCCGUACCGGACCCGGUGGUAGAAGUCUCCGUAUUCCGAGUCCAGACAGUCGCUACGCCGUCUAUCAUUGAGAGGAAAACCAGUGAGGAUAUUCCUUCCCUGCCUCCGUCCAGCCCGCCUCCAACCCCCAUAGACUCGUCGCCGUUGCAGCAAGCUCAGCAGGCCGCGGCCACCGCGACCGCCCUGGCGGAGGCUCUCAAACUGCCUGCGGAGGCUGCUCGCUCCUCCCAACAUUUCGCCCCCCCCUCGCCCCCCGCUUCUUCACACAACCCGACCGCUUCCUCCCUCGAACGAAACGCACCCUCCACCGCUAUAGUCCCCGUCGUGCCUAACCUUCCUCCGCUACCGGUGGUGGUAGACAGAGGCCCGUCCAACAAUUUCGAAUCGUCCCCGCUUAUCGUUAACGGCACCGUCGAGGUCCACCCCCUCCCCACCACUACCGUGCCACCCCAGCUCAAAGAUAAAGAUAGCAAUACCGCGGAACAGUCCCCCGGCGCUUGUAACGAUAACAAUCUUCUUCUGGUCGGCGACGAGAAGGGGCGAAUCACGUUCGUCCAAGAGAUGGAAUCCUCCUCGACGACUACGACUACGACUACGACGACUACGACGACGACGACGACGGCGACGAGGUUGGAUCCCGAGGACGGUGGGAGGUCGACGGACAAUAACGCUAUAGUCUCGGAAAUAAUCUCGGAAAUAGUGGAGGAGAGCGUGGCGAGGCAAGAAUCGGUAUCGUCCCAACCUGCGAGCAGGCGGGAGGAUGAGAUACGAGAGUUGAUCGAGGAGAUGAUCGUGCCGGACGAGAUGGCGCGAGAGGAGGAGGAAGACGCGACUGUGGUCGAUCCACCCGUGCCCACGAUCGACGCGAUUGUGGAAUCCGAGGAAGGGCCGGUGCCCGUCUCUUGCGAGCAACAACAGAAUGAAGAGAAAGAAGAGGAGGAGGAGGAGAAGGAGAAGGAGGAGGAGGAGGAGGAGGAGAUGCUGGUGGAGGCGAAGCCGGCUCUCGUCAUUCCGGAGGACGAGGAGGAAAAUUCGUGCGGGGUUGCAGCGGACGUUUCGAGGGUGGUGGACACCACCGAAUCGGUCCAAACGAUUCCAGACGUGGAAACGGACAAAUUGGAAACGGAAACUAUGGGGUCGGACAUCGCCGUGCCCGUAGAGGAGAUCCUCAUCUCCGAAAUGGCGGAGCAACGGUCGGAGGAGGAUUGCUGCUCCUUGUUCCCUCGCCCCAACCGAGAGCCUGCCGCCGAGGCGAGGGACGAGCAGGAGUCGUCCGCCAUCCCUUCCCCUCCGGAGCCUUCUUCCCCCCCUUCUUUGCCCGAAGCUUUCCCCGUCGGGGAGAGCGUCGUGGUCGUCGCCCCUCGAGGAAGACUCGAUUCCGAGCUCGAAGCGGCCAACCACUCGACCGCGCCACCGUCCUCCUCCCAACUCGUCCGAGCGGAGCCUAGAAUUUUGGAUUUGGCGGAGGAGCAACGACAAGAAUCGAUCGAGACGGCGAACGAAUCCGAGCUGUUCGCGGAUAUCAUUCCCCCCGAGCCGACCACAGGCGGCGACGAAUCGUCGAAUCGGCGAACGCUGCUCGCCGAGCACGAGCCUCGAAACGCCACCCCGAAACUCGAGCGCGUGCCUAGCCUCGCGGACGAUUUCUUCCCCCCCCCAGCCCCGCCCGAGCAACACGCGGCCGAACAACAGGUAGAUUCCUUCGAUUACCCCCUACCGCCGGAACACCUCCCCCCCUCGUCGACCCUCGUCGACCAGGACGGGGAACCCGCCCCAAUUGCCCCCGAAACGAGGAACGAGGGCCCGCUCGUCGUUCCCGACGAGGACGAGGACGAGGACGACGACGAACCCGCGAGAAUCUCAGAGACAGAGACCGCCACCCCCCUACCACCACCGGCGUCGACGUUGCCCGCCGGAACUCCCAGCCCCACGUCCAAUGCCAGUAUCACGUCCGGCCUGAUGCCGUUCACGGUAGAUUCCUCGCAAUCGCUGUUGUACGACGACCAGAGCAAUCGAGAGUUCAAGAUGGAAUCGGUGUCGAUAAGCCUCAAUUCGUACAAUGAGUCCGACAUUGAAUUAAAGGAGAGGUUAGCCGAGUCUCUGGCGGAGACCGAGAAGCAGGAAGAGAGCUUGGUCUCGUGUCAGUUGUUGAACAACGCCACGUCGUCGACCACUGUCCAGGAGACCCAUCAGAGCACUCCGGAGCAACCAGAGGCCCCAGUAGAAAAUAACGUGGCCCACGACGUUAGUACGACAGAAAGUUCAACCGAGCCUAUCAAGGUUACAUCUCCAGCCGUCCCGAGCGAAGUAAUAACCGCCUCUCCGCCAUCUGCCCCAGCCAUCACCGAGGAUGUUGCCUCGGUGGCCAAGGCUAUCGAAGAAAUUGACAUAAGCGAUAAGGCUGUUGCGGCGGCAACCAUCGAGUGUAAUACGAAUGAAAUUAUCGCGGAAGCACGUUACCAAAACAACAUAAACGAAUAAACAUCGCUAAUCGAAUUGUAUUUUGGGAAGAAGAAAGUUCUUUUCUCUCGUUAAAACCAAAAAAGUAUAUUAUAUAGAUAUGUAUAUUUGGACCAUUCCUGCAACUAAACAGAAAAUAACGUUCUUUCGUUACGAGCAAAAAAGGGAAAAAAAAAAAAGGAAAAAAAAAAGAAAAAAAAAAAGAAAAAGAAAAUGGAACGAUGUGACCGCGACAUCGCGAGAGCAUAUAGACUUAUAUAGUAGGCCUAUUAACGAUUAUUAGACGGCAGGGCGAAAGAAAAUGUUCACGAAAUGUGAAAACCCGGGUCGUGUCAUCGAAAUGGGGAAAAGGGGUUACGAGGACGAGCCAGAUAGGGUCGAGGAAAAUGUUAUACGAUUGACUCUGAAAACACGUAAUGCCAUGUAAUCAUAUGGAUGGUAUAUAUAUAUAUAUCUCGAAGCAGGUGAUUUUUAUUACUUUCUUUUUUUAUUUUUAUUAUUACACGAAUAAAAUAUUUUCAAUGUUGGGCCUUGUUUAUUCGCAACAUAAUAAUAAUAAUAUAAUAAUAUAAUAAUAAUAAUAAUAAUAAUAAUAAUAAUAAUAAUAAUAAUAAUAAUAAUAAUAUUAUAUAUGGGCCCUGUUGUGUAAAAAUCGGAAAAUUGUCACAAUUGUUAUGCAUAAGUCGUAUUAUGCGAUCAUCAUGCGGCGAGUAAGUGGUACGAAUUCGAAUUUAAAAAAGAAAAAAAAGAAAACAUAUUAGAAAAGAAAAAAAAAUAUAUAUACGAUGAAGGAGAAAUCUCUUCGUUUGUCGCAUAUUCCAGAAAUAAAGAAAUACUCAUCGAGGCACGCCCUCUCGUAACUACACGCGCAUUGCUAUAUCGAGAGAGUAUAAAGAACGAGAAAAACUGUAACCGAAAGAUCAGAGACUGAGAGAGCAAAGGUGUAUACGUGAGAACGUGUGCGUUCGAAUGCAUGAGAGAGCGUGAGAGUUCGAAAGAAGUAUGAGAGAAUGAAUAAUGUGCGUGUCGAAGAAAGAAACAAAGGAGGAAAUAGGAAGGAAUAAUUGGAAUAUGUCUCUUUGUCGGAGUGUGAACGGGAAAGAAGAAGAGAUAGGAUCGGAAAAAGGCAGAACAAGAAGUAAAGAAAAAAAAAAAAAAAGGGGGAAAAAAAACUUAUUAAAAGAUAUAUCAAAGCGCACGAGUAAUGAAUAAACUCGUAUCGUGAUUUCAAGGACGCUCGAUUAUUUUGCUCGUAUUUCUUUCGCGGUCCUUGUUUUUCUUUGUAAUUGUACAAUCGACAGGUUUUUAUGUUGUAACGAGGAACUGCACACUUCUACGUAUGACUUUGGUACGCGCGAGCACACGACAUAGCUACAUACAUGCAAGGACAUUAUACGCAAAUGCGUACAUACGUAUCAUGCAACACACGAGAUAAGGAAAACAUACAGUAUGUCGAGGCAGUGUAAGUGAUAUAUAUAAUCUAGAUAUAGAGAAAGCGUUUGUGUAAAUUCAGCGUUUGUCCUUCGAAAUGCUACUUCUCCAUAUGAGAAUACUUACGAGGAAGCCUAUUCGUAAUUUUAUAAUAAUCAUUAAAAUAUCGCCUAAUUACAAUUACGAAACAUGCACAAUUACCAUUCAAAAUGGAUUCGUUUCUACGGAUCUCCAGGAGUAAAUAAUUACCUACGAAAGCUUCUUUUUUUAUUGAGACCGUAGCGUAGAUCGUAAAGAUAAACGAAAAGCGUAUAUAUGUAAAUGCUCCAAAAUCUCUGAAUACAUGUAAGUGUUGAAUGGAGCGAGCGUUCAUUGUGCCCGCGACCGGCAUUGAUUUUUAAACGAUAUAUUAUUAAUGAGUAAGGGGAAGAAGUAAAAUUAAAAGUUGUAUAGUAAACCUUUCAUUAAAUAUAUUGUCCGUAAUGAUCUUUACAACGAAAUUCACACGUUUUUUCAAGGCAAGUUUUGGCGACGAGAGCGAACUUUUUAUUUAAGAAAAAGGGGGAAAAAAAAAAAGAAAAAAAAAAAAAUCUUUAAAUCCGACUGAUCUGUACACUCGAAUUAUUAAUCGUUAAAUCCUGAGGUUCCAUCGACGCAAACCUCGUUUAUUUAUUUUGCGCGUCGGAACAACAAAAUUAUAAAUGAGAUUUUUGAGUCGAUGGUGCUUCAGACACAGACCAACAGUCUUCAGUAUCUUCGAUGAGCAGUUAUAAUAGUAAUUAAACUAUUCUACAUUUAUCUAUAACCUAUAAUAAACUGUGAAACAAGUGUAA
Molecule: messenger RNA, 6129 nt
Organism: Apis laboriosa (Himalayan honeybee)
Lineage: Eukaryota; Metazoa; Arthropoda; Insecta; Hymenoptera; Apidae
Product: microtubule-associated protein futsch-like
Exons: 9
Coding region: 500-3886 (1128 amino acids)
Source: RefSeq, a predicted model, not a curated record